Messenger RNA from Suillus plorans, 1330 nucleotides. RefSeq lists its product as uncharacterized. The record is from RefSeq and is a predicted model, not a curated record. The coding region runs from base 108 to 1265 and encodes 385 amino acids. The transcript is spliced from 6 exons. Lineage: Eukaryota; Fungi; Basidiomycota; Agaricomycetes; Boletales; Suillaceae.
CCUGUGUGGACUUAUGGGCCCUGAUUUCGGCAAUUCCAAGGCAAUGCACACGGACCAAAAAAUACACUAGGUUUGAAAAUAUUUUGUUUCCCCCCACCACUUGCACCAUGGCUCGUGCUCCAAAACCUUGCCGAACUCGUGCAAAGUUGACGACUGCUCAAAAAGCAGAACGGCGUAAUAAAUUAGAUGCUUUGACAGGUGCCAUCGACAAUGCCAAGGAAGCAUAUGCGCAAGAGGCCAUCGACAUCGCGCAAACACAUGGUCGUUCUCUCAAGUGGACUCGUAGCCAAUUAUUCCUCAGGAGUCACUUGUCACAACGGGGCCGAGGUGUUAACUCGUGGAACGGCUUCAUCAAGGCGAAACUUAGGGAAGAAAAUGAAGAUUGUGAACGGGGUGAUCGCAUUAAGCUUACCCAAUUCAUUGCUGAUAAUAAGGAUGAACUCCUUGAAGCAUAUUCACGCCUCACAUUUGCUCAAAGGCAUGCUUACAAUGCAGAGGUUCUUGAAGCUCGGGCGCAAAAGAGGCACAUUGCUCGAGCAAAUCCAAAGGCCAAACAUCAUGAUAUCAAUGCCACAUUCAUAGGGAUGGAUCACGAGUGGAUGGCCCUCUGCGCUCGAACCGGCAUCGAGGGCUUUUAUGUUGGAGUGCGCGGGAACAUUGAAGAUCUCUCGGAACCCAAGAUAUUUUUCACCCAGAAGGCUGAGAAAUUCGUCAAAGAGGUCCUUCACGUCGAACCACGACACUUGGGUCUCAAAUUGGAGGCCUUUGUGGUCAGCGGUCUCGACGAGAAUACAAUGAUUACGCGUCAACGCCCGUUGAACAAACUCAUCAGCGAUUGUCGCACAAUCAUUCAAGAAGAGCUUGAAUCUAUUGCACUUAAGAAAAACAUCAAGAAGGCCGUCAAAAUGAACUAUAUUAACUAUGAGCGCAGCAUAGUCGAACACUGUGGUGUCGCUCUUGUGGGCUGGCCACUUCCCGGACCUGUUUGCAACCCAAGCAAAGUUGGUGGAAGGGCCGAAGUUCAGAAGUUGCUCAGCGCUCUACAGAGAGAACAUCACCACAGUGAGUCUUGCCAUUGGGUUGUGCUCACGGAUGAAGAAUUAGUUCAACGAAUGACCGAAAAUCGGGCACGCCAUGCACGUGGAGAAGCGGUAUAUGUUGCACGGAAGAAGAGGAAGGUUACGAGCGCAGAGCACAAGAGCAACACUACCAUCGACACUGAUACCGAAGACUCAUCAGACGAUACCUCCACCAGUGAUGAGUAGUUUUACAAUUAGUUUAUGCAUGUCUUCUACUGCGUGCAAUACACUGCUUUGAAGUUUUCACCCUC